AUGGUACUUUUUGAGAAGAGAAGGAAGAUAUCCAAGGCCCUAAAAGGAUUCAUACUACCAGCAAUAAUUCAUCAGCUAAAUGCAGCCUCAAAGGGACUGAACCAUCUGAAGGCAACUAAGGGUGGACCCAACCAAGCAGAGGUGAUAGUCAUGUACAAUGAUGAAGUUGUCAAGAGGCAUGUUGUCUACCUGGACCAACAUGAGUGUACAUGCAGAGAGUGGCAAGUGAGUGGCAAGCCCUGUCCCCAUGCACUGGCAGUCAUAACAACUGAAAGGCAGCCAAAUAUGGAGCAAUAUGUGGAUGUGGCCUACUCAGUGCACAAGUUCCAAGUAGCAUAUGCAGGAAUGAUUCCUGUCAUCACUGAUAAGAGCCAGUGGCCGGUAGUUGAGAAGGGAUUCAAGCUUCUUCCACCAAUUGGGAAGAAAAGAGGACUUGGGAGGCAAAGGAAGAAGAGGGUUAAGGGAUGCCUGGAGAGAAGUGGCAAAGCCACAAGGCAGGUUACUUGCAAGGGCUGUGGUGAAUUAGGCCAUAGAAGGACCAGUUGGAGGUGCCCACUAAGUGGCACCAAAAAAAGGAAGAGGACAAGAAAGACAAAGACCAAAAAGGGGCCAAAGAAGGGUGCUGACAAGGAGAGGUUGAACUUGGAAGCUCCACAACCACUUGAAAUGAUCAUUCCAGAGGCUGAAUCUCUGCCAAACCCUGCACCAGCCAAGAAGAUGACCCCUAGGAGGAAGCAGCUAGCCACAAAGACUAAACUUGCUAUGUUUGUGUCAUGUAUGCGGACUGAACUUGCUAUGGUUGUCAAGAGCAUAUCAGUUGUCUUGCAGUGA
This is a messenger RNA of Miscanthus lutarioriparius, 831 nucleotides long. NCBI's taxonomy places the organism in Eukaryota, Viridiplantae, Streptophyta, Magnoliopsida, Poales, Poaceae. The record is from the annotation of a GenBank genome assembly.